GGCACUUACGCCGCUCAAGUCCUCCCUGCAAUGAAAAAUCUCCAACAGGCGCUGGUGGAGGCAAAACUCUCCAGCUACAUCCAGGUCUCCACUGUCGUGUACCCUAUCGUGCUCGGAACCUCGUAUCCCCCCUCCGCAGGCGUAUUUGCCCAGAAUGUGGCAGGAAUCAUGGGUGAUAUUGUAAAAUAUCUGCACAGCAACAACGCACCGCUCCUAAUCAAUGUUUACCCGUACUUGGCUUACAUCUCAGAUAAGCAACACAUCUCAUUGGACUACGCCUUAUUUAGGUCUAACGAACCUGUAGUCAUAGACGGAAAUUGGAAAUACUACAACCUGUUCGACGCAAUGGUGGAUUCGUUUGUAGCGGGGAUGGUGAAGGUAGUCGGUAGUGAGGAUGUCAAAGUCGUCAUAUCUGAGACUGGUUGGCCAAGUGGCGGAGACGAUCCGAGCUUAUCGGUCGAUAAUGCUCAAACUUACAACAACAAUUUGAAGAAUCGGAUUAAAAGCGGUAAAGGGACACCGCGGAAGCCGGAUAUGAAUCUGGAGACGUACAUUUUUUCCCUGUUCAACGAGAACCAGAAACCAGCUGGAAGAGAGCAACACUUCGGAACAUUUUAUCCAGACAUGACCCCAGUCUACCCAUUAUGGUAGUCUUAAACUUAGAUUAUUACAUACUGAGUAUGUGGUUUAGUACAAUAAUAAGCUGUUCACAAAAGAAGAAUACAAACCAUUACGUAAACAGAUGAAAGUAUAUGUAAUAAAAAGAGGCUAAGAGGUUGUUGGGAUCGAAGAAAAUGGAAGUAUACUC
This is a messenger RNA of Rubroshorea leprosula, 808 nucleotides long. The record is from the annotation of a GenBank genome assembly. NCBI's taxonomy places the organism in Eukaryota, Viridiplantae, Streptophyta, Magnoliopsida, Malvales, Dipterocarpaceae.